AUAUCAUUCUAAGAAAAGAAUUGGAUCACAUCCACGAGUGGCAGCCCCGCUCGCCGCAGACGCCUUCCGGUCCAGGAACAAGAAAUGCUGUCGUUACCGGCCUCCGGUGUCCCGCCGCCGUCCACCUCCCCUUUCUCGUCCGCACCCGGAACAACCCUCAGACGGAGUUUGCAAAGCAGACAAUGGGCAAAUACUUUAAUUUGGAUCAGCAAUAGACAAAGGUUACUGGCUUUUGCAAAUGUAAAUGCAUCUCGAGGAAAAGGAAGUUCAAGUGGCGAAAUCAUAAUGGUUGAUCCCAUAGAAGCCAAACAGUUAGCUGCCAAACAGAUGCAAGAAAUUCAGGUUAAAGAAAAGCUCAAAAGGCGGCGUCAAGCUGAAGCAGUUAAUGGAACUUUAGCAAUGAUCGGCCUCACAGCUGGAUUGGUCGUCGAGGGCCAGACUGGAAAGGGGAUCUUAGGCCAGCUCGCUGGAUAUUGGGAUGCCAUCACAAGCUUUUUUACUCGAUAGUUCAUCACUGCUUGGAAGGAUUUGAGCUAUUUGAUACAUCAUUUGCGAGUAGAAGACAGAAAACCCAAGUCCUUGCUCAAACGAGGAUAGCAGGGCUCCACAAUCAUAUUGUUUUCAUCUUGUAAAGCUGUUCGAUGGACUCAGAAGGAUGUACAAACUUGUUUUGGUUUUGCAACAAGUGAGACUUUCUGUAUACAAGGAGAAGCUGGCAUUGCUGACCAA
This is a messenger RNA of Musa acuminata AAA Group (dessert banana), 729 nucleotides long. RefSeq lists its product as uncharacterized. Gene Ontology annotation, cellular component: chloroplast thylakoid membrane. Bases 85 to 507 code for a protein of 140 amino acids. The transcript is spliced from 5 exons. The record is from RefSeq and is a predicted model, not a curated record. Lineage: Eukaryota; Viridiplantae; Streptophyta; Magnoliopsida; Zingiberales; Musaceae.